AUGACAUUACCGACAUCCCUUUCAAUCAAUGAUGAGGCAAGAAUUCCACUCUCAACUCAAGGGGACCACGAUACUGAAGGUCUCAUUGCUCCGACGUCCACGCAAACACAGGAGUCACAGGCACCUGAAAUCACUUACUAUGAGGCAUCUCAGGACCAGGCCUCGGAUUCAGUCCCACAGACACCACAGGAAGCAGUCACUUUUGAACAGGAAACAGUUGCUUAUGGGCAGACACCACAAGAACCAGUAUUUGAAGAAGGACUACAAGAAAACCAGGAACCAGUCACUCUUGGAGAAGGGUCAGUUACUUUCGAACAGACUCCACACGAACCUGUCACUUUUGAACAAAGACCACAAGAUGUCACUUUCGAACAAGUACCGCAGGAGCUAGCGACUUUUGACGAGGUUACUUCUGAACAAUUACCACAGAGACCAGUAACUUUUGAACAUGAGUCACAAAACACAGUCACUUAUGACCAGGUACCACAGGAGCCAGUCACUUUUGACCAAGUACCACAAGAACCAGUCACUUAUGACAAGGAACCACAAGAACCAGUCAUUCUUGACCAAGUACCACAGGAACCAGUCACUUUUGACCAAGUACCACAAGAACCAGUCAUUCUUGACCAAGUACCACAGGAACCAGUCACCUUUGACCAAGUACCACAAGAACCAGUCAUUCUUGACCAAGUACCACAGGAACCAGUUAUUUAUAACCAAGUACCACAAGAACCAGUCACUUUAGAUCAAGUACCACAGGAACCAGUCACUUUUGACCAGGAACCACAGGAACCAGUCACUUUAGAUCAAGUACCACAGGAACCAGUCACCUUUGACCAAGUACCACAGGAACCAGUCACUUAUAACCAAGUACCACAGGAACCAGUCAUUCUUGACCAAGUACCACAGGAACCAGUUAUUUAUAACCAAGUACCACAAGAACCAGUCACUUUAGAUCAAGUACCACAGGAACCAGUCACUUUUGACCAAGUACCACAGGAACCAGUCACUUAUAACCAAGUACCACAGGAGCCAGUCACUUUUGACCAAGUACCACAGGAGCCAGUCACUUUUGACCAGGAACCACAGGAACCAGUCACCUUUGACCAAGUACCACAGGAACCAGUCAUUCUUGACCAAGUACCACAGGAACCAGUUAUUUAUAACCAAGUACCACAAGAACCAGUCACUUUAGAUCAAGUACCACAGGAACCAGUCACUUUUGACCAGGAACCACGGGAACCAGUCACCUUUGACCAAGUACCACAGGAACCAAUCACUUUAGAUCAAGUACCACAGGAACCAGUCACCUUUGACCAAGUACCACAGGAACCAAUCACUUUAGAUCAAGUACCACAGGAACCAGUCACCUUUGACCAAGUACCACAGGAACCAGUCACUUAUAACCAAGUACCACAAGAGCCAGUCACUUAUGACCAGGAACCACAGGAACCAGUCACUCUUGACCAAGUACCACAGGAACCAAUCACAUUUGACCAGGGGCCACAGGGAACUGUCAUUUUCGAACAGGGGCCACAAGAACCAGUCACUUUUGAACAAGGACCCCAAGAACCAGUCAUUUUGGAGCAAGGGCCACAGGAAACCAUACCUUUUGAACAGAACCCACUGGCACCAACAUCCUUUGAACAAGGAACCGUCGUUUCAGAACAAGGACCAGCUACUUUUGAACAGGGAACUGUUACAUUUGAACAGAGACCACGGGAACCAGUGACAUUUGAGGAAAGACCCGAGGUGCCAUUCCACUCUCGACCAAACCCACAAAGCCCCUUCUCGCCCGACCAGCCUGCGCAGGAACCCUUCUCCUUCGAGCAGACAUUCCCAGAAUCACACACUUUCCAGCAGACUUCCCAGGACUUCCCCCGCGCCCCCCCUCUCCUCGGCCUGUAA
This is a messenger RNA of Penaeus vannamei (Pacific white shrimp), 1908 nucleotides long. The record is from RefSeq and is a predicted model, not a curated record. Lineage: Eukaryota; Metazoa; Arthropoda; Malacostraca; Decapoda; Penaeidae.